CUGGAAAGAAACUCGGCGUCGUCAGCAGUUGCAACGCGGGGCGGAGAGGCGGACCACGGCGAAAGAAAUCAUAUAACUGGAAACUGGCAUGGAAAUAGCGCAAAAGGAGACGCUCACCUGUUAGACUACUGAAUUGCCACUAUGCAGUCGACACAGCAGUCCAGCACAGAUUAGGUGGUGGUGAUGGAUAAAACCCUGGAAAUGAUUAUUCCACAGAUUGAGUGUAUGUGCAGAUGAGAUUCUGCACUGACAACGCCACCCCUUUCCGUGCCUGAAAUAUUCUGGAUCCCAGGAGGGUUUUUUCGUCAUCACCAUGAUCAGAUUCUUCAGGAGACUCUAGCACUGCAGACCAUCACCAAGGAGGGAAGAGGCUGGGCACAGAGCCCUGUAUAUCCCAAAUGCAGUCGGACAUAGCGAAGGACACAUGAACCAUGUAGUGUGCCUCUAUCUGCCACAGGGGGGAGGGUUAACUUUGUAGUUCUUUUUUGUACAGUUUUUUUUUUUUGGCUGGGAGUUGGUCUACAAGGUGAGCCAGAAAUGGUCUUGCACACAUCUCCCUACCCUAGUGCCUUCUUCAGUUUUCUGAGCCGUCUGUCUUGGGCCUUUGUUUUCCCUUGCUACUGGCUGUUGGACCGGUUGUUGGCCUCCUGUGUAGCAACAUCACUAGAGAAGCGUAUACGCUCCCAAGAUCCCUGUUCUUUUUUGGCACUUGGGGUCCUGAUCUCUACACCACUCUACUUGGUGCUGUUACUGGCAUCCUUACCCUUUGCUUUUAUUGGCUUCCUCUUGUGGGCCCCACUGCAGACCAUCAGGAACCCCUAUAUCUACUCUCAUCAGAAAGCAGACAAGCAUGGCGCUGAGCAUGGAACAUCGGCUGGAACCAGGGCAGCACUUGCGGAGUGGCGUCCACAAGGUCGCAGCUUUUGUUUUGGCAGUGCCAAUGUUUGCUUGCUGCCGGACUCACUCGCGCGCUUCAACAACCUUGCGGACACUCAACGCCGAGCUCGUGAAGUGGGCAAGCGAAUCCGUAAUGGUGCCAGCAGACCCCAGAUCAAGAUAUACAUUGACUCGCCCACUAAUACAUCAAUCAGUGCGGCAUCCUUCUGCAGUUUGGCCACCCAGGGCUUCCGCCGCACCUCAUCUUUGGACCAUCGUCCUGAGCCUGUGGUCACCACUGAAACUGAGACUGAGGCCUUAACUGAAUGUCCUGUUCACCCCUCAGGAGGUACAGGCUCAGAUUGCCCUAUCCACAGCACUGGGGCCCAGAAUUCCUCAGAGUGUCCCCUCCACCCCAAUGGAGAAGAGCAUGCUCCUGAUUGUGCCGUCCACCAGUUUGCAGACCCACACUCCUCUGUUGAUUGUCCAGUACAUAGCAACAUCAUCCAGAACUCAGAACACUGUCCUCUCCAUCCUGCUGGAGUGCAAAUUAGCAUCACCUCUCCUGAUUCUGAGCCCACUGAGGCUGAAAAAGGAAACCAUCAGAACUGGGAUGGGGAUAUGGGUAGCCUAGAAAGCCGUACGGCCUCCCGGGAAUCCCUAGUUCGCUUCCACGCAGCUGAUGGAGGCAUCUCCCCCAACAACACCCUUUCACAACACCGCACCUCAGUCUUUAAAAGGCCAAUUGGGCGCAAACGGCGUCAUGGUGAUGACAGUUUUGACCAUGAGAUCUCUGCCUUUUUUCCAGCCAACCUGGACUUCCUUUGUCUACAGGAAGUCUUCGAAAGGCGAGCUGCAGACAGGCUCAGAAGGCAGCUGCAACGCUAUUUUCCCUUUGUGCUGAGCGAUGUGGGACGCUAUGGCUGGAAAGGCUGUUUCUCCCAGUUCAAGUUCUUGAACAGCGGGCUUCUGUUGGCCAGUCGUUACCCUAUUUUGGAUGCCCAUUACGAGUGCUUCCCUAAUGGGCGCAGCGAGGAUGCUCUGGCUGCUAAAGGAGUUCUUUUUGCCAAGGUGCAGGUGGGAAGAUCUGCUCAGGAUCAGCGGAUUGUUGGAUAUAUCACUUGUACUCAUCUGCAUGCUAUUGAAGGUGAUUCAUCGGUGCGCUGCGAGCAGUUGGAUAUGCUGCUGGAGUGGGGUGCAGAGUUCAAGAGGGCCACCUCGGGACCCAUGGACGAGGAGAAGGUUCUGGAAGAUCAGGUGGCCUUCGACGUCAUCCUCGGAGAUCUUAACUUUGACAACUGCUCUUCAGAGGAUAAGCUGGAACAGCAGCAUGGCCUCUUCACUCAUUAUAAAGACCCCUGUCGUCUUGGUCCUGGAGAAGACAAACCAUGGGCUUUGGGUACAUUGCUGGACACAAGUGGUCUGUAUGAUGAGGAAGUCAGCUCACCAGAGAGCCUACAAAAAGUUAUGGAGAAUGAAGAGGGGAGAAAAGAGUACUUGGUGUUCCCUGCCAGCAAGAACCAUUGUCCCAGCCAGAAGGGGCGCAAAAUCCCCCUAAAAGGUAAUGGCAGGAGAAUCGAUUACAUCCUUUAUAAAGAGGAAUGCCUGCAGCAAGACUGGAAAGUGGAUAUAGAGGAGUUCAGCUUCAUCACUCAACUUGCUGGAUUGACUGACCACCUCUCAGUGGCUGCAAGAUUGGUUGUGUCAACUGGAGAAGAGGAGACUUAGGACCCGUCCAUAAUUUAAAAAAUCAAUGCCAAGGAGAGAGAAGGGAAGAGGCAAAGAGAGAGUGAGAGAACUGAGUGAAAGGAAAAACAGCAAGAGGAUGCAUUUGUCCAGCUUCCCGGCAGAUGAAGGCAGGGUGAUUGAGUAAGUCAUAAAAAACGAUGGAUGACAGAGAAGUGAGAACACAGACAAGAGAGCGGGGUGAAGGAAUAGAGAAACUACCAAUCAGCUGAAAGCAGCUUGAAGGUUGAAGAUUUUGUGGACCUUGGUUCUCCAUCCACCCCUUGACUCUCAGUGUUUACAUCUGAUCUGAAGAACAAAAUUAAAGAUUUACUCACCUUUGCACUUCUGAAGCUUCUCUGGGGCCCUUAAUGGGGCGGAGGCCAUUUCUGGUGCCAUGACCCGGAUAUUUAAAUGAAGGCUAUACUUUGUAAGAAGGAAGAAUGCAUACAUUGACUGUUCCGGUCAUCCUGUCACACAAUAUGGAAAAGGACAUAUACAGUUAGUCCACCAUAGUCCAGGGAUAGUCCAAGAUCUAUCCAUCAGCGUUCUUCAAAAGACCUCAGCAAGUGUCUUUCUUUUCUAACAUCUUUCUAAGGUUUCUAUGGCCUCGUGCCAUCUUUUUAGGGAGUUUAUAGACUGAUAUGCAAUACUGAUCAAGGUUGCAUUGUAUGGCCUCGUGUAACACUAAGAUAAACAACAUGUUUCUUUGUCUGCUGGGAUUCAUUAAUCAAGUCCUGAAGUAUGGCAGUGGCGCCAUCACUGCAAACUAUGAAAAAACUGAGCAAUUUGUGGGAAUUUAACACCCAACUGUUGCUAAAUGCAUGUUUGCCAGUGCACUGCCAUGUCUGUCAUGGCCUGCAUGCUUGACAUGAACCCCAAGACUCAAUUAACACAGACUAUUUUUCACACUCACGCCCCAUCCCCUAACACUUUUCCUUCUUUCAGUAUUGCUGUGGCUCCAUCACAGGAGAAUGGUGUCAUAAAAGGCAUCGCAGUGUUCACUGUUUACAUAUUUGAGCCAAGAUUGUCAUCCCCUGCAAAUGUUUACACACUUAUCAGGCAACGGUACCCCAAGAACUACCCCAGGUAGACCCACUGAAGCUCGCUCUUCAUGUGUUAACACAAUUACUUUUAUACUCUCUAAAAUUCUCUUGUUAAGUUGUUGUUAUUGUUAUUAUUAUCAUUAUUCUUAUGAAUACUAUGGUUCGUAGAUUUGACAUUAUGUGCUUUUUACAAAUGACUACAUUCCCCAUGAUUCAUUUAUCUGCUUUUUGCUGUGUUAGAGGUUUACAAUGUAAUGUUUUGACUGACAGACUAAUUGGCCAAUCAGUAUCCCUAUAAACAACUUUAGAAUUACCAUAUCAAAUGCUGUAUUCCAUUCAGUUGUGCAAGAGAAUGCUACUAAAACACAAGAACUAAAAGGUGUUCGGUUGUGUUAAUGUUUUAUUUUUAUUUUUUUAUGCGCCUUCUCCAUAGUUGUGAAAAUACAUACUAAAAUACAAAAAUAAUAAAGGAACGCAUGUCUUCAUCAUUUGUUGAAAGGGUCUGAGCAUGGAGAGUAACUCUAAAGUGUUGGUUCUUUUUUUUAGUAUCAACAAUGUAUAUGUGAUGCUUUUGAGUCAAAUCUUUUUUAGGUGAAUCAGAAAUAUACAGCGCAAGUACUGAAGUCCGAUUUCUGAUGAUUGACU
Molecule: messenger RNA, 4292 nt
Organism: Carassius carassius (crucian carp)
Lineage: Eukaryota; Metazoa; Chordata; Actinopteri; Cypriniformes; Cyprinidae
Product: sphingomyelin phosphodiesterase 3-like
Exons: 9
Coding region: 538-2604 (688 amino acids)
Biological process (GO): sphingomyelin metabolic process
Cellular component (GO): extracellular region; cytoplasm
Molecular function (GO): sphingomyelin phosphodiesterase activity
Source: RefSeq, a predicted model, not a curated record